Physella acuta is the source of this 2298-nucleotide messenger RNA. RefSeq lists its product as uncharacterized. The record is from RefSeq and is a predicted model, not a curated record. NCBI's taxonomy places the organism in Eukaryota, Metazoa, Mollusca, Gastropoda, Physidae.
CUGAGUCGCCUCGCUUGCUUUUCUUCCUCGUGCUGCGCGUGAGGCUGCGAGCGUUACGGGCGAGUGAGCACAGGUUUAGCUUGUUGUGUGCAAAUCAUUUCGACCUGUGCUCAAGUUUUUCAUUUAGUGCUAACGAAGGUCUACAAAUCUAAGAGUAUUUUGUAGGGAAGGUACAAGUAGAUCUAAGUUUAGAUUAAGACAAACGGAGCUCUCUAAUGUUUCUGAUGUGGUGAUAUAUCUCUUCCUGAGUCAAUUAUUAAGAUGAUGACCUUGCUUCUGAUCACCUUGACCUUGGCCACAGUGUCCGGCAACCCGACCUGGUACUUCUCCAGCCCGCCGGCCACCAGACACGACAAGGAGCCAGAUGUCCGGAGCUACAGCCUGGACUACGCCGGCUUCAACGCGAUCGGCAACGCACUGCGUUACGAAUCAGCAGGAUACAAGAUGAAAUUUCGGGUCGCGCCUCCAAGAGACGCGCUGUACUUUUCUGAAGACUCGCUACCAGCAAACGACAAGCGGGUCAAAUCAUGCCUGCCCAAAACAGGUAUAAACCAGCUCAAAUGCAACAACUACACCGACCCAGCAAGCACCUGCACUGUGUAUGUUGACCUACCUUGCAAGGCGAAACCAGGUCAUUCUCGAUGGGAGGCGAACUUGCUGAUGGAUGUCACAAUCGUGAAAGAAAAAAUGUUGACAGUGAGAGACUGCACUGUUAUGUGCUUGGAUAUAGGGUACUUCGACGAUGAUGUGUAUCAAGGAGGGAAUGGGAUCUCCUACGGCGGUACGGGGUGGAUUGUUGCCUUCUUCGUGCUGGGCGCCUUGGUGGUGUUGCUCGGAGGGGUGUAUGUGUGGUGGAGGUGGUCGGGGAAGCAGGAGUUUGACUAUCGGGAGUUUGAGAGUAUGAGACCCAAGCCAGAAAAGCCAAGUAAACCUCUGCAGAAAGAAUAUUCGAUUUCGAAAUCCACAAGAAUGGCGAGUUUUUAAAACCAUCAACUUAAUUCCAUCCAACAUAGUUUUAAUUGGCGAAUGUAAUUAUAGAUCUUCAAGCUUAAAUUAUGUAUAUUUCUAGAUAAUCUCACUGCUUAAAAGCAUUGUAUUUGGUCUAUAAAAUGUAAUGGUCUUAACAUGCAUUACCUUGUUUCUUAGUUUAUUUACAUAAAAUUACACAUUGCACAUGUUACGAUGAAAGCCCAAAGUCGGCUUAAGUACACAUUUGCCGGCAAGUGCGCGCAUUUGCCUAAAUUCGAAACUUUACUUGAUUUCGGCCUUUGGCCGGCCAGUUCUCGUUUUGCCAUUCUUCAUUUCUUGUUCCAUAUUCUCGAGAUUGUCCUCAGCAACUAAAUUAUCGAGAGCUUCUCCUUGCAGAUUUGAAGUGUCCCAGUUUUGCUUUGCGUCAAAAUAAGGCUUCGUAAAGCGAUUGUUGUAUUCCUUGAUGAAAAGAACGGUUUUCAUAAAUUAAAUGAGUUAGAGACUCAGCCCAAUGAGCUGUUUCCUUUGUCUGCAUCCAUGUCAUCAUCAUUAUUUGAACAUCUUGGUUGGCACGCUCGACUGAACCUUGGUUUUGACUAUGGUUUUCCGUGAACUAGUUUAAUUAGACGACCAAUGCCUUUUUUACUUUCUUGUAUAGAGAAAGUCUUGUAAUCGUCCAAAAAAAAUCGAGAUUUUUACAAAUCUCGACGUUUUACACCUCACUGAUACUGAAAAACAUAAUUUUGCAAUCUUGUCCGUGUCUGUGUGUCUGUCUGUCUGUGUGUAAACACGAUAACUUGAGUACCGUUACAGCUAGGUUGUUGAAAUUUCAUAUAUAAGUAUUUUAUCAAAAUCGUAGAUCAUGAUCAACUUUUGAGCGAUUUCCGAGAACCGGAAUAGGUACUUUUUCUACUUUGAAUUUUUCAAAAGCCUAUAACUUGAGUACUAUUUCAGAUAGAUAAAUGAAAUUUCACAAGUAAGUAAAAGAUCUAAUUCUCUACUAUCUGUCAAAUGUUUAGUAAUUUCCGUUGAACGGAAGUACUAAUUUACGCUAUUUUCGAUUUCUCAAAAACGAAUGUAAAUUUAUAAAGUACUAAUAAUAUUGCACACUAUUAUGCACAUUUUGUUUUGGCGUUCGCUUGGUGCGCAAUUCUUUUUUCUAUGAGAUUCUAUUCUAUUUUUAAAACUUUAUGUAAUUAAAAAUCAUGUCUAUAUUUCAAGUUAUAUAAGAAUAUUCGAGAAAGUUUAGGGGAGAUCACUCCCGGUUUAUUGUUCAAGUACUUCCUCUGAAUGGUAAUCAAGUUAUCGUGUUUACAGACCAGAGGCGUA